Messenger RNA from Pelobates fuscus (common spadefoot toad), 4286 nucleotides. RefSeq names its product ubiquitin specific peptidase 4 (gene USP4). The coding region runs from base 37 to 3018 and encodes 993 amino acids. The transcript is spliced from 22 exons. Gene Ontology annotation, cellular component: nucleus. Gene Ontology annotation, molecular function: cysteine-type deubiquitinase activity. The record is from RefSeq and is a predicted model, not a curated record. Lineage: Eukaryota; Metazoa; Chordata; Amphibia; Anura; Pelobatidae. Gene Ontology annotation, biological process: protein deubiquitination.
UGCGCGCUCCCCAGAGCCGAGAGCAGGAACGCAGCGAUGGCGGAGGGGGGAGGAGGUGGUGGCGGCGGCGGUGGUGAACCGGGCCCGGCACAGCCGCAGCGAUCAGCAUGUACGCCGUCCCCAGGACCGGCACCGGAGCCCGCCAGCAGCCCGGAGCCCGAGACCCAGAAGGCCGAGCUGGGGGAGAUGCUCAAAGCGCCGCUGAAGAAGGGAGAUGAGUGGUAUCUCAUUGACAGUCGGUGGUUUAAGCAAUGGAAGAAGUAUGUUGGUUAUGACUCCUGGGAUAUGUACAAUGUGGGAGAGAGCAAUCUCUAUCCGGGACCUGUUGACAACUCAGGUCUUUUUUCAGAUGCUGAUACUCAGGCACUAAAGGAACAUCUGAUUGAUGAACUGGACUAUGUUCUGGUGCCAACUGAAGCAUGGCUGAAACUGAUGAGUUGGUAUGGCAGUGUAGAAGGACAGCAGCCCAUUGUGAGAAAGGUGGUUGAGCAUGGCAUGUUUGUAAAACAUUGUAAAGUUGAGGUAUACCUCAUUGAGCUGAAGCUCUGUAAUGACAGUGACCCAGAUACCCUGAUUCCACGGCACUUCAGCAAAGCAGACACUAUAGAAACUAUAGAAAAAGAAAUGAGAAAUAUAUUUAGUAUUCCGGUGGAGAAGGAGACCAGACUAUGGAACAGAUAUAUGACAAAUACGUAUGAGCAGCUCACCAAACCAGAAAACACUGUGCAGGAUGCAGGACUUUAUCAGGGCCAGGUUCUGGUAAUUGAACAGAGGAAUGCAGAUGGUACAUGGCCCAGGCAAUCACAGUCAAAAUCAAGCACAGCAACAAGUAGAAGCUUUACUACCUCUGGAAAAUCAUCAACAUGCAGUUACUCUGCCUCAUCGUCAUCCUCCUCUUCAACUAUUGCAAAUGGGGAGAGCAGCAGCUCCUAUGCACUGAACAACAGUUCCAGGUUGGGCAAAGGCGGAUAUAGCACCUCCUAUAAUUCAUACAGCUACAGAGAACCACAGUCUCAACCAGGUCUUUGUGGGCUCAGCAACCUUGGCAACACCUGCUUCAUGAACUCCGCUUUGCAGUGUCUGAGUAAUACUCCUCCACUGACGGAAUACUUUAGAACAGAUGAGUAUAAGAAGGAGAUUAACCGAGACAAUCCACUGGGGAUGAAAGGAGAGAUUGCAACGGCCUAUGCCGAUUUGAUCCGACAAAUCUGGUCAGGGGACCACUCCUAUGUGGCUCCACGAAUGUUUAAAACCCAGGUCGGCAGGUUUGCACCCCAGUUUUCUGGCUACCAGCAGCAAGACUCUCAAGAGCUGCUAGCUUUUCUGCUGGAUGGUCUGCAUGAAGAUCUCAACAGGGUUAAAAAGAAGCCCUAUUUAGAGCUGAAAGAUGCCAAUGGCAGGCCAGAUUCGGUUGUAGCCGUAGAAGCAUGGGACAAUCAUCUGCGGCGGAACAACUCUAUCAUUGUUGAUAUUUUUCAUGGCCUUUUUAAAUCCACACUGGUUUGUCCAGAAUGCUCUAAAGUCUCUGUGACCUUUGAUCCCUUCUGUUACCUGACUCUUCCACUACCGAUGAAGAAAGACCGGACUAUGGAAGUGUUUUUGGUCCGUGCUGAACCCCAGUGCAAACCAACACAGUACCGACUAGUUGUACCUAAGAUGGGAGCUGUUUCUGACUUGUGCGCAGCUUUAUCUAAGCUAUCAGAUGUGCCCGCUGAAAAUAUGGUGGUAACAGAUGUUUACAACCACCGAUUUCACAAAAUUUUUCAGAUGGAUGAAAUGCUGAGCCACAUUAUGGAGAGGGAUGAUCUCUUUGUCUACGAAGUUAAAUCUCCAAGAGCUGAUGAUUCAGAAUGGCUCACACUGCCCAUAUGCUUCAGGGAGCGGCGUUUUCGUCAGACAACUUCUGCUGGCACAGUUCUAUUUGGACAGCCACUCCUAAUCUCUGUACCAAGACACAAUCUCACUGCAGACACCUUGUACAAUGUUGUCUUGGAGAGAAUCCAACGUUACUUGAGAUCUCCACUGCCGGAGGCGUACAGUUGCCUAAAUCUUGAUGCCCGGGCAUGCAAUGGCUCUAAUGGAAUUUAUGAUGAUGAGGAAAUGGAUCACGAGGAAGAAAGAGAUGAAAGGGAAGAAUCACAAGGAGAGUCAAAUGGCCAAUCAGAUGAUAGCGUAGAGGAUGAAAGCUCAGAAGGCGGCUGUAGCCCUUGUAACAAGAUGCCAAAGAAAGCCCAAGAUUGCCGCAAGAGGCUAUUUACCUUCAGUCUUGUCAACUCCUAUGCUACAUCAGAUGUGGGUACCAUGCCUGCUGAAGGAUCCAUCCUGAAACUUAACUCAUAUUCUACUGUUGCAAUUGACUGGGAAACUGAAACAAAGAAGUUAUAUUAUGAUGAUCAGGAGGCAGAGGCUUUUGACAAGAAUGAAUCUAUGCUGCAGCCCCAGAAGAAAAAGAUCACGGUGGCACUGAGAGACUGCAUUCAACUUUUUACCAAGACUGAGACCCUUGGGGAGCAUGAUCCUUGGUAUUGUCCGAACUGCAGGAAGCAUCAACAGGCUACCAAGAAGUUUGAUCUGUGGUCUCUGCCAAAAAUCCUUGUGGUUCAUUUAAAGCGUUUUUCUUACAACCGCUACUGGAGGGAUAAACUUGAUGCCGUGGUGGAGUUUCCAAUUAGGAACCUGGAAAUGUCAGAGUUUGUCUGUGAUCGAGAAGCAACUAACUACACAUAUGAUCUUGUUGCUGUUUCAAAUCACUAUGGAGGGAUGGGAGGUGGACAUUAUACAGCAUAUGCAAAGAAUCAUCUAAAUGGACAAUGGUACUAUUUUGAUGACAGCAGUGUUUCUCCAGCAUCUGAAGACCAGAUUGUGACAAAAGCUGCCUAUGUUCUAUUCUACCAGCGUCAGGAUAGUGAACACUUUAAAACCUCUUUGCCUACUGUUUCACUUGGCACAUCUGCAACAGAGGAAGACCUGGAAGAACAAGGGAAGCAGCAGGAAAUUGACUCUAUGGACACCAACUAGCAAUUUAAUAUUUUUGACCUUGCCAUGUGCAGUUGUAAAGCCCCCAUGCCAGGCAACCCCUGGGACACCUUAAUCAAACCCCUGUCAUUCUGCUGCAAGAUGUACAUACUUCCCUUGAAAUCUGGGGAGCAGACCCCACAAGCAAAGAUGAAAUACUGCUAAAGAAAGCUGAUUUCUAUGGAUUUAAGAUUUUCCUCAAGAGAAAUGGGGAAUAUGAAUAUAUUAAAAAAGAAAGAAAGAAAACCCUUUUCAUGCAUUGUUCUUAUAUGGAACAAACAACUGGUGAUCUUGGAUAUAAAACCCCAAGUUUGGGAAACAAAAGCCAAAUCGUAUAAAGAACUAUUCAGUCCAAAAGGUAUUGCUAAUGUAUGGUUUGGUGGCCCAUGCUUAGCAAAGGAAUUUUCAGUUUUAAAUGGCUUUCAAAAAGAAAAAAGUUUCUUCCUUCUUCCCAUCUAGCCUUGUUUAAUUUGAGCAAACAAACACCAGCAGCCUUUAAAAAGUAUAUUUUUAAUACAGAAUAUGGUAGCCCUUGAUAACAACUGUUUCCCAACUGUUUUGUUGCUCCACGGGGGUCGUCUUUGUGUGAGACAAGGGGUGGGGCUGGGCAUGCUAUUGAUCCUCUAUUGACCCUGCGGAGUAGUGGAAUUCAGGCGCUUGCUUCAAGAUUGCAAAGACCAUUAAAUAGUAAAUUAAAAUGCAUCUGCUUAGGAAGCAGGGUUUCUUUUUUUCCCCCUCUUUUUGGGUGGGUUGUAUUUAUUGCUCUUUUAUUUUAAGAGGACAGUUUCCAAGUGUUUAAAGCGUUAUACCGUGUAUAAAUGUGAGGACAUAGUUUGCUGACUUGUGUGUUUUAGCCUUCAAUGCAUCACGCAGUCUGUGUUACUCGGUGAGCUGUGGAUACAAAGAGAUGUAUCGAUAGAGAGCAUGGUAAUACAUUGAAAAACUGUUUGUUCUGAACUUCUCCGGCAGCUAAGGGGUUAAUUAAAAGCCACGCUCAAGCACUCUUCUACUGUUAUUUACAAGUGUCACACAUUAGAGCAAGGUUUUAUGUCGACUGUGCAAGGAGUUCAUAUAACCUGAGAGGUGAACUCUAUAGCUGUUAAUGGCAUUACACUAUGCUUUUGCCGCAGAGUCAAGCAUUGAUGUAUGUGCAGUUCCACAAAACUGUAGAGUUGCCUCUUUGCUAGCCCUGCUCUAGAGCCAAGCGUGAUCUGUACAUUGUGUUCUGUCAUUUUAACAAGUUCUAAGUAAAACAACCUACACUUUAAAUU